Anopheles coluzzii is the source of this 1380-nucleotide messenger RNA. RefSeq names its product pickpocket protein 28-like. Bases 1 to 1380 code for a protein of 459 amino acids. The transcript is spliced from 4 exons. Gene Ontology annotation, cellular component: membrane. Lineage: Eukaryota; Metazoa; Arthropoda; Insecta; Diptera; Culicidae. The record is from RefSeq and is a predicted model, not a curated record. Gene Ontology annotation, biological process: sodium ion transmembrane transport. Gene Ontology annotation, molecular function: ligand-gated sodium channel activity.
AUGGUGGAAACAAAGUUUCCGAAGCUACGUACGUCAGUACCUGGUUCAGAGGGCAAUCUCUGGGAGCCGGAGCUUCUAAACGAGUCAUAUAAAGAGAGUGGCCCGCGCAGUCUUUGGGUAGACUACUGUAUGAACAGUACGAUCCAUGGGUUUAAGUACCUUGUAGGCAAUAAGCGGACAACUAUUGAGAGUGUCUACAUAAAAUGGGACAAAGAGCCAGUCGUGGUAACGUUCGGAGAGAAGCCAGUCCCCGUGUUUACAAUUCCCUUUCCAGCCGUAACGAUCUGUCCCGAGACAAAGGUGCGCAAGAAGGAUCUCGACUUCACGACCGCUUAUCAGCUGUACAAUGAUGAGGAGUUGUGGCAAUUUAUGGCAAAAGAGCACGUCGUUUGCUUAUUCUACUACAGAAUUGACAAGCUAGAGGCCCUGCUGCAGGUGUGUGACUUUUCGUUCGGCAUCGAAAUGAAUAACGACUCGUACGCGGACGACGUGGUACCGCUCCUGCAGCGCAUGGCAAUACCGUUCGAGGAUAUGUUUUUGCUGUGCGGUUGGCGAGAGCAGGUGAUCGAUUGCAGAGACUUUUUCAAGGAAACGCUCACCGAGGCGGGAAUUUGCUACACCUUCAACUCGCUCGCUGCGGACGAUCUGAUGCGGCGCGAUCAGCUACACUCCGAGUACGAGUACAUGGCGGAGAAUCAAUCCUCCAAGCAGUGGAACAUGGACGAAGGGUACAGUAGCCGGGCCGGGGGAGACACGUACCCAAGGCGUGCCUUUGGAGCGGGAAGACGCGCUGGGUUGUUUGUCAUAACGAAGGUUCAGAUAUCGGAUAUGGACUAUAUGUGUGGGAACUCAUUCCAAGGGUUUAAGGUGCACCUACACUCACCGGUACAGUAUCCAAGGAUGGUGAACGAGUUCUUUCGCAUCCCGCUUAGCCAGGAGGUGUCCGUGUCGGUUGAACCACUCCUGUUCGACACCACUGCCAAUGUGCGACGAUAUGAUCCAAGUCGGCGGCUCUGUUACUACAAUCACGAGCGAUACCUGCGCUAUUUCAAGGUGUACUCCAAGUACAACUGUGACAUUGAGUGUCUUUCCAACUACACGCUGAAGACUUGUGGUUGCGUGCCGUUUCCGCUGCCUCGCACGAAGGAUGACAGGAUCUGUGGGAUGGGCAAGGCUAGCUGUGCCGAUAUGGCACUGUCCGUGUUGGAGGAGAUGGACUUGCUGCAUGAGCUGAACAAAACCGACAACUUUCUGGAGCACUGCAACUGUUUGCCGUCCUGUAAUGCACUGUUCUACAACACGGAAAUAUCGCAGGCAAUGUUCGAUUGGAGAAAGCUGGCGGAGAACAUUCAUCUCAUCGCUGGUGUGGACGACAAGUGA